Molecule: messenger RNA, 885 nt
Organism: Rosa rugosa (rugosa rose)
Lineage: Eukaryota; Viridiplantae; Streptophyta; Magnoliopsida; Rosales; Rosaceae
Exons: 2
Coding region: 1-885 (294 amino acids)
Molecular function (GO): nucleic acid binding; zinc ion binding
Source: RefSeq, a predicted model, not a curated record
AUGUCUUGUGCUGUUGGCAGUAAGUCUGCUGCUGAAAUGUGGGUCAAUCUUAAACUGAAAUUUGCUGCUCCAAAUCGACAAAAUAUCCUACAGCUGAAAUCUAAUCUUCAAGGCUUAAAGAAAGGAGAUGCACUAGAAACUGUGGGUGUGUUUCUUGAUGAUGAAGACAUUGUGGUUGUGGUUUUGAGAGGAUUACCUUCUGAAUAUGUUGCAAUCAAGACAGUUAUUAGAGCUCAAUUUGUGACAUGUACUAUGGGAGAAUUGAAAACUUUGCUCAAAGCUGUUGAAGUAGAUAUUGAGAAUGAAAUGCAGUCUAGCUCCCCACUGAAUCUCACUGCUUUGCUAGCUAAAAACCAGGCAUCACCCCCAAGUUCUUCUGCUUCAUCCACAACAUCUCUUCAGGCUGCAAGUUCUUCCGGCUCCCCCACCAUUACACUUCAGUCUCCUAAUGCCAAUGUGCCCCCUGGAUUCAGUCCUUUACCACAAACUGCUCAAGUUCAACAACCUGUUGUAACUUCACAGCCUCCAUACAUUCCCAUACAUGCACUUCCAUAUGGCUUUUCUCCAUACACACCCUUUGCCAUGAGGGACACUUCUUUUCCAAUGACUGGAUUCUAUGUAGGAAGAGGAAGAAAUAACAACUUUACUGGUGGCAGGGGCAAUGGUGUUGGAAGAGGUGUUUUCUUUUCCAACAGAAACAACAAUGCUACUGGUGGAAAUGGGUUCAACAGAAACAAUGGAAACUUCAACAGUGGAAAUUUCUACAGGAACAACAAUAACAAUAAUGCUGGUGGCACAUCUAUUACUUGUCAACUUUGUGGAAAAGUUGGUCAUGGUGCAAAGACUUGCAGGUCACUCAACAACUUCAAUCCUGGAGGUGCUUGA